Molecule: messenger RNA, 829 nt
Organism: Magnolia sinica
Lineage: Eukaryota; Viridiplantae; Streptophyta; Magnoliopsida; Magnoliales; Magnoliaceae
Exons: 4
Coding region: 238-666 (142 amino acids)
Source: RefSeq, a predicted model, not a curated record
AACAAAACAGAAAGAAAAUUGUGUGGAUAUUAGUUUUACUGAUUUUUAAUAGUAACUAGUAACUUUUACUUUGUGCUCCUAGUAAGAGAAGGCUGAAGCUAGUUGUCUUCUUUUUUUUCCUUGCUGUAGGCAGAUCAAAUGUAUAAAAUUUGGGAUUUGUGUGGAUCUGCUAAUGAAUUCAACUGGCCUGGGGUUUCCAAGUAGCCGAAGUAUGAUGAAUUCAAGCCACCAAAGCCAAUGAAGAGAUGUGUUAGGGAGGUUUUGAGUGAUCUUGACCCCUAUGCUUUGGAGUUACUGGACAGAAUGCUGACUCUUGAUCCAUCUAAGAACUGCUUGUGUUUGAAACAUUCCAUACGAUUCUAUGCAGAGGAUACGGCGAAAGAAGCACUUGAAGAGGCUUAUUUCUCUACUGAUCCUCCUCCAAGCGAUCCCAAGAGCUUACCAAAAUAUGAAUCCUCGCACGGGUCAUGGGUUCUGUCUGGCAAAGAUUCCAGUGAUGGUGGGCCCCACCCGGAUCACAGAGUUCAAGGGAGAGGAAGAUGCACCAGCAGCCCAUGCACAUCACAGGGGCAUGUCCUACCAACUGAUGCAAGCAGUACACAUGAUGCCAGUCCUGGAGCGGUUGGUGACAGUUAUGGAGUCAAUGCUCAGCCAGCACCAAGGUAGUCCGGACAGUCUUUGAUCUAUUCCUCAUGGUGGGUGAAAUGUUGGAUGGUCAAGAUUGAGGUGCAUAAGUGGCUUUUAUGCAUAAUUGAGACAGGAUUUUCUGCUAUAAUAUGUUUACAAAGGUUUGUUAUUUGUUUCAUUCAUGGGAGGAAAAUAAAGACGU